Acaulospora colombiana is the source of this 1032-nucleotide messenger RNA. The record is from the annotation of a GenBank genome assembly. NCBI's taxonomy places the organism in Eukaryota, Fungi, Glomeromycota, Glomeromycetes, Diversisporales, Acaulosporaceae.
AUGAUUUGGAAUGUUCCGGAAGAGCUCGGUGAACCCGAAUCCCCGGAUAUUGAGCCCACUGUUAAGCUGAGUGGUCAUGGGCGAAAAGUUGGUCACGUUUUAUUCCAUCCUGUCGCUGAUAAUGUGCUUGCAUCUUCAUCCGCCGAUCUCACCAUAAAACUGUGGGACAUUGAAAAGGGUCAGGAAAAACUGGAGCUUAGUGGUUUCUUGGACUUCAUACAAUCAAUGUCCUGGAGUUAUAAUGGCAGUUUGUUAGCCACGACAUGUCGUGACAAGAAACUUAGGAUUUUCGAUGUGCGCUCCAGUAAAAUUGUUCAGGAAGCUACGAGUCAUCAAGGUGUGAAAGGAUCCAGGAUUGCUUGGUUGGGUAACACCGAUCGUCUCGUGACGACCGGAUUCUCAAAGAUGAGUGACCGGCAAAUAUUUCUGUGGGAUACAACUAAUCUGGAUAAGCCAAUUAAAAGUCUGUUGCUGGACACUUCUUCUGGAGUUGUCAUGCCGUUCUAUGAUGACGAUACCAAGAUACUAGACGGAAACAUUCGGUAUUAUGAAUUUGAAAAUGAUGAAUUGUUCUUCCUAUCCGAAUAUAAGUCAUCUGAACCUCAGCGCGGCAUGUCAUUUAUGCCCAAACGCGGUGUAAAUGUUAACGAGUGUGAAAUCGCGAGGGCUUAUAAAGUGUCCAACAAUUCAGUUGAACCAAUAUCUUUUGUUGUACCGCGAAAAUCCGAAGCGUUUCAAGCCGACCUGUUCCCUCCGACUUUGAGUGAUGUGCCUGCCUUGACUGCAGAUGAAUUUUUUGGGGGAAAAAAUGCCAAUCCAAACACAAUAAGCUUGGAGAAUGGAUUUCAAGUUAAGGAGAAGAAAGAAUUCGUUAGCAGUGCGCCAAAGGAAGAAGAAAAGGAGUAUCAAGACGCAUACCAUCAACUUCGUCAAGAGAAUGAUGACCUUCGAAACCAAUUAGCGCAGAGAGACGUGACCAUCCGUGCCCUUACUAUCCAAUUAGAACAAUUGAAAAUAGGAACAUCGACUUAA